AUGGCAGAGAAUAAGACGACCUUCAAUGUUGAUGCAAACUAUUGCGAAUACGUUCUUAUUGCAGACAACAUUACACUAAACGUUUAUCCACCAAAAGGUAAAGCAACUCAGUUUAGUUGACGCCGGUCGAGACGCCAUUAAAGCCAUUUUAGACAUUCUCUGGUUCGCUAGGCCUCUGGGACUUUUACAGCUCAUGGUAGUGGCUAUUUUUCUGCACUAUAACUCCUUGGCGUUUUUUUUCUGUUACAAAGGGCAGUAGUAUUUGUACCCAAAUGAAACGGUAUCUAUCCAAAUCUAGAAAGGUCAUUACCUUCGCAAAUUUGAAAAACUUAUUUGCAAUAUUCCUAUUGGCUGUUGCAAUAUUCCAUAGCCUGAGUUUUCCCUUCCUUAAAUGCGGGUGUAUUCGGGUGUAUGGGAAGAGAGGGCCUGACAACACAAAAUUAGGUCUCUAACCUGCGAACGGGCAUGCUCUGAAAACGAGUUUGCAGAGACUUCCUUUUGAAUUUUCCUAACUUCCUGUUCUGUUCUGCGCGUUGUCAUUGGUGGAUUAUUUGGUUAGUCAAUUACAACGCGCAUGCAAAACAAAACAGAAAAGGAAGUUAGGAACUUGUAACAGGAAGUUAGGAACUUCUAACAGGAACUAAGGAAAAUCCACUGAUCGGUGGGGAAAAUCAAACUGGCUUUUAGGAACAUUGCAAUAUUGCAAAUUCCCUUAAUUAAGGGAUUUGCAAGGCCGUUUUUCAAAUUUGCAAAGGCGAUGGCGAAUUUACAAUCAAUUACCUGUAAUAUUUCAAACAUUACUUCCAUGAUUUGUUCUGUGUUGGUGUACUCAGGUGAAUAUGAUGUUUGUGAUGUUACUCUGAGUGUAUAUCCACACCGAGCAAGCUUGAAAAAUAUGCCUGUCCACGGUGGGAAUCGAACCUACGACCUUUAGAAUAUUAGCCCGCGUAGCUCAGUUGGAAGAGCAUUGGGCUAGUAUUCCAAAAGUCGUAUGUUCGAUUCUCACCGUAGACAGGCAUAUUUUUCAAGCUUGCCCGGAGUGGAUAUAUACUCAGAGUAACAUCACAAGCAUCAUUACUUCCAUGUUUACUGAUUACUUUACAUUGUUCGUUUGUUUGUUUUAGAUGGGGAAGCACAGUCCAAUGUAGUCGCGUCGGAAGAGGAGCGACCUGCAGAUACAAGCAAGACAAGUCCAGAAUAUCCCAGGGAGUGUAUCGUCGCUCAGCAAGAAAUGGACGCGAACGCUGGACGAGAAGAAAAUGAAGUCCAUGAAAGAAGCUCAGUUUUGGAAAGCAAUCCUUCAGAGUCUGAAACAACAGUCAAAUCUAAAGCAGGUAUUUCAUAUUUUAUUAUUUUUACAGUUUUUGUAAGCACUACAGGAAAACAUUUGAAAAUCUUGAUGUUUCCUGAAACAUUGCUCUUAAAGACAAUUUGUUAGGUUGGCUACAUUUAGAAAUAUAUAGUAAGAUACUCCAAAACGUGGUUUAUUAGGAACAGCAGAGUCAAAAGAUUGCAUCGUCUCAUUCAUUAGAUACAACUGGCUCAAUAAAAAGAAGGUCAUUGAAACUUCUGCGACGAUUGCUGCCAAAGAAAAGCCCUGAUAACAAUCAUGAGGUCCAAAGCGAAGUACAUUCGAAGACAAAUGCAGCGUGUACUGGAACGUUGCCAUCAAGUGAAUCUGUUCCUACGAGGGGGGAAAUGUGCCCACGUUGCAUAAUGACAGACGAAACAGAUCUGCCACAGGACCGUAACAAGUGGCCCAUUGCUCAAAUCGAAAAAGGUUGUUUUCAAGAAAUUUGCGAUCUACUCGACUUAUAUGAUCGAAACAAAGAACCACUUAUGAGCGCUUUAGAUUGCUUCACCACGAAAGAGGUUACGUUAAUUACACAAGAAUUUAUGGAAACACGAGGAAAGGGCAUGGCGAAUAAGGCACUCGGGAUAUGGGGAACAUCAAAGGACGGAAAUAAUGUGGGGGCUCUUAAGGAUAUUCUUAAGAAUACCAUGGAAAGGGUUGAUGUUCUUGAGAAGAUUGAGAAUUGGGAAAAGCUGUCUGUUUGUUAUGGAUGUGGCAUUAAUCUGCAAGAUUAA
Paramuricea clavata is the source of this 2088-nucleotide messenger RNA. The record is from the annotation of a GenBank genome assembly. Lineage: Eukaryota; Metazoa; Cnidaria; Anthozoa; Malacalcyonacea; Plexauridae.